This is a messenger RNA of Lasiodiplodia theobromae, 1344 nucleotides long. RefSeq names its product Glucan endo-alpha-glucosidase Agn1. NCBI's taxonomy places the organism in Eukaryota, Fungi, Ascomycota, Dothideomycetes, Botryosphaeriales, Botryosphaeriaceae. The record is from RefSeq and is a predicted model, not a curated record. Gene Ontology annotation, biological process: mating projection tip cell wall disassembly. Bases 1 to 1344 code for a protein of 447 amino acids. Gene Ontology annotation, molecular function: glucan endo-1,3-alpha-glucosidase activity. The transcript has 2 exons.
AUGAAGCUCUCCGCCUUUUUUGCUGCACUUACCGCUCUGGCCGGCGAGGCCACUGCGAAAGCCGUAUUCGCCCACUUCAUGGUCGGAAAUGUGUACCAGUCCUACACAGUUGACAAAUGGAAGAGCGACAUUCAGCUGGCCCAGGCUUCGGGCAUUGAUGGCUUCGUGUUGAACAUCGCCCCUCCCCUGAACGACGAUAUGCGCACUCAGAUCGCUGCCGCUUUCAUUGCCGCCAAUGAUCUGGCCAGCGAGUUCAAGCACUUCUUCUCCUUUGACUACCUGGGUGGUUCGGGUGCCUGGGGUUCCGCGGACAUCGUCUCGCUCAUGAAAGAGUAUGGCCCGAACUACGCUUAUCAGAAGGCUUCGAGGGGUGGUACUAACCUGCCCUUCGUCUCGACUUUCGAGGGCGGCAACUAUGCCAGCGACUGGACCACCAUCAAGUCGCAAGUCGAUGUCUACCUCGUUCCGGAUUGGACCGGCUCCGGAGCGGAUGUAGUCAAGGCUAACAUCAAUGCCGGCGCAAGCAUCGAUGGUUUCUUCAGCUGGGACAUGUGGCCGGAAGGUGCCAAUGAUAUGAGCACCACUCCCGACAAGACGUGGCAGGGCGUCCUUGGCGAUAAGGACUACAUGAUGGGCGUGAGCCCCUGGUUCUUCACGGACCUGGCUGGCUACGGCAAGCAGCGUCUCUGGCGCGGCGACGACUUGUGGGCGCAGCGCUGGGACCAGGUCAUGGAAGUCAACCCCGAGUGGGUCGAGAUUGUCACCUGGAACGACUAUGGCGAAUCUCACUACAUCGGACCUAUCUGGGAGGCUGGCAUUCCGCAAGACACGGCCAACAAUGCCGACGCCCGCUGGUAUGUCGAGGGCAUGAGCCACCAGCACUGGCGCGACCUUCUUCCCUAUUACAUCGCCCGCUACAAGACCGGCGUGUCACCGACAGUGACUCAGGAGAAGAUCAGCUGGUGGUACCGCCUGUCACCCAAGGCCGCCGGAACCACGGAUGUCACCGGCAAUGAUUGCUCUUACCAGACCUGCCUCGACCCCAACGCCAUUGUUCAGGACGAGGUCUUUUUCACCGCGCUGAUCAAAGAUACCACGAACACCAAUGUCGUCGUCAAGAUCGGUGACAACGCUGCUGUCUCUCACCCUGUCACGAAGGUCGGUCCCAAUCACUUCAGCCAGCCCUUCAACGGCCAGCUCGGCAAAGUCACUUUCUCGAUCGUGAGGAAUGGACAGACGGUGCUCUCUGGAACGGGCGAUGCAAUUGUCGCCGAGCCCGCCAACGGCGAGAGGAAUUACAACGCGUACGUCGGUGGUGUGCCCGACACCUAUGCGGAGCUUUGA